Molecule: messenger RNA, 3969 nt
Organism: Oldenlandia corymbosa var. corymbosa
Lineage: Eukaryota; Viridiplantae; Streptophyta; Magnoliopsida; Gentianales; Rubiaceae
Source: the annotation of a GenBank genome assembly
AUGGCUGUGGCCAAAAUUUUAUUGACCAUAAUCUUUCCUUGCGCCUUGUCACUCUGUUAUCAUCAUGAUCUCUUGGUCUAUGCUAUUCAUUCUGCUAGCCCAGCAGCAUCAUAUUUUAUUGGCAAUGUUGCCAUUAAUUGUGGCUCGACUGGGAAGUCUUCAGCGUUUGAUGGGCGUCAAUGGAUUGGGGAUGCAGGCUCGGGGCUCAUGUUUUCAUUGCAACCAAAAGGCAAGCCGAAGGCCUCAACUGCUGUCCAUAAAUCAUUCUUUGCCGAUCCCGUUCCUUACAGGACUUCAAGAAUCUCUGCAGCUCCAUUCUACUACAAAUCUCAAGUUAGCCCAGGUCAGAAAUUCAUUCGCCUUCAUUUUCUCCCUGUUCCAUAUCAUGGUUUUAGAGAUUCAGAAGAUCUUUUCACGGUCAAAGCGGGUCCUCUUACCCUCUUGUAUAACUUUAGUGCUUCACUUGCUGCUGAAGGAUCUGGGGAAAGUUUUCUUGUUAAGGAAUUUUGCUUGAAUGAGAGGGGUGCCCGUAUUGUUGGCCGGCAUGAUCGGUUUUUUGAUAUUGACAACAGCACUGCGCUUGAAUUGAUUGAGAGGUUGAACACAGGUGAUAGCUCUAUCUCAUCAGUGGAAGAUUUUGGAUUGUUUAGGAGAUGGAAUGGAGAUGCUAAUCACUUUACAGAGCACAGAGUUCACCAAGUGAUUUAUCCCGCAGCUAUGACCACAUAUACCAACCCAUAUCUUGCACCUCCAAAAGUUUACCAGACGUCUUGGAAAUUGGAGCCAAAUCUAAGGGUUCAAGGGGUUCAUACUUUCAGGUGGAAAAUUCCAAUCGACAUUGGAUUUGGAUACUUAGUAAGGUUACAUUUCUGUGCUUCUGAUUUAAGAAUUAACAAUGUUGGGGAAAAAGAGUUUAGUAUCCUUAUCAAUGAUCAGAUUGCUGAGACUAUGAUUGAUGUAAUCAAGUUGAGUGGGGGCAUUGGGAUACCAUUAAUCAGGGAUUACAUGGUGAUGAUGAAGGGAGACAAACAAGGUGGUAAGUUUGAUCUCUUGAUUGACCUAUGCACAACAAAUGAUUUAGUUGUUGGCCAACUAAAUGGAAUGGAGAUCUUCAAGCUGAGCAACCCUGAUAACAGUCUCGCAGCUCCAAACCAAGGGAAGCUUGAACCGUCAUUGUCAAUUGAUCCAUCAUUUUGUUCUUUUUCGCUUUCUAAAAUUCUGUCGGCAACCCAAGAGUUCAGUGAAGCAUCCCUCAUAGGGAGGGGUGGAUUUGGAAAGGUUUACAAAGGGUACAUUACUGGCAUUUCACAGGUUGCUGCCAUAAAAAGGUUGAAUGCGAACUCCAAGCAAGGAGCUCGUGAAUUCUGGGCUGAAGUUGAAACACUUUCCAAGUUUCGUCACAAUCAUAUUGUUUCUUUGAUAGGCUACUGCAAUGAGGGCUCUGAGAUGAUCCUGGUAUACGAACCAACGGUAGAUGUUAGAAACCCGGAGGAUCAGCCGAGUCUUUUGUCAAGCUUCCGGGAUUGCAGUGCACAAGUGGACUCCGAGGCGAUUAUUGAUCCCAGUCUACAAGGGAGAAUUUCGGCAAGCAGUUUAAAAGAAUUUGUGAAAUCUAUUGAGAAUUGUUUGCAUCAGCAGCCAAAGAAACGACCUACGAUGGCUCAGCAGGACAAACCAACGCUUUCUGGUACUGAAGAUGGUGCAGACAUAAGCCAACUUUCUGAGGAUGGAAGGAGCGAGUUGAUGCACUUCAGCCAGAGCUCUUCACCACCAAUGCCCGAGGAGAGUGUCACAUGGUCUCCAAAGGAAGAAAUCACUAAGGAACCAACUGAACCCAAAAAAACAAAGAUGAGAGAGGACUCCUCAUCAGCCAAAAAACCGAUAUGGGGUUGGCCCUGGAGAACGGUUUGGAGCAGGGGGAAGCCAAUGAAUAAAACAGCUCAAAAAAUGAGUGGCACACCCAACAGAACAGAUGGUCGGUUUUCAUUUUCCGAAAUCUUGAAGAUGACAAAAAAUUUUCAGAGUUUUCUUGGACAAGGCGGGUCUGGAAGAGUCUACUAUGGUGUCACUGAAGGGAAACAAGUUGCUGUAAAGUUACUCGUUGACUCUUCUAGGCAAAAAAGACAUGACGAGUUUCUGAGUAAGGCAAAGUUGCUGACUAGGGUUAAUCAUAGCAAUUUAAUAAUGCUGGUUGGGUACUGCUGCGAAGGCAACCAUAUGGCGCUGAUAUACGAGUACAUGGAUAACGAAAACUUAAGAGACCAUAUUUUAGAUGGCAACGUCUUGACCUGGUCACAGAGGCUUCAAAUUGCAAUGGAUGCAGCGCAAGAUCGAGUGGCGGAUCAUGCGGUUAUAACAUUGAUGCCGGCGGAUAUGAGCAGCCCUGUUACGCCGUGGCUCGGUGUUGGUGGUUCUGGUGUUUAUUCAUCAGGCCGGUUGCUCUUCACCCCCCUCGAUCGCCUCCAUAAGUUGCCAAGGACUCCGGGAACAGAGAAUGGGCUGCCGGAGGGUAUAUUGACGGAAGUGCUGGUGAGGGUGGAUAUUAAGACACUACACCAAGCCAAGUGCGUUUCUAAAUCUUGGCUCGCCAUCAUUGAGGGUUCAGUAUUUCGUGAUGCAUAUCGUGCUCAUCGUCUUGGCUGCCUUAUCUUGUCGAUUCCAGAACCGAUCAUCGACCCCGGUCAAGCGAUGAAGAGGACACAACCCAAGUUUCGGCCACCAGAAUUAGAAAAUGGGCUUCCAGAUGAGUUGAUCUUGGAAGUACUCGCGAGAGUGGAGAAUAUCAAGACCUUAUACCUGGCCAAGUGUGUUUCCAAAUCUUGGUGCUCCAUCGUUGAGGGUCCGGGCUUUUUCGAUGCAUACCAGUCUCAUCAUGCCGGCGGGCUGGUUCUGUCCGUUGCAGAACCGAUCAAAGAUCCCAGCCUAAGCAGUAAUCGACCCACCCUCAAAAAUCCCUGGCCCGUCAAGGUAAAUUUCUUCUCUUCAACUCUUGUUGCUGAGGGGUUUCACCCCCGACCAUUUUUCCGAAGUUCUUCGAUCCAUCUAUCGAAUUGCUACAGGGGACUUACGACUGUGGUUAACGGGUUGGUCUGCGUUUUUGAAACCACCAGAUUAUUGGUCUGCAAUAUCUGGACUGGAGAAACUAUGCAGCUCCCGGACGUUGGGUACCGGGAGAAUAGAUGCGGGUUUGUUGGAUCCAAGUACUAUUUAGGGUAUGAUGAUGACACAAGAGUUUACAAAUUGCUUAAUUUAAGUGAACUUUAUCAGUCAAUAGUGGUACCUCUUGAUCAGUUUCGGUCUCCUUACUUUAAGCUUGAUUUUGAGAUUCUUACCCUAGGUCAUGAUUCAUCCUGGAGGAGGCAUCCUGGCGUUGCUGGUGGUCCUCUUGUUAACAUGGGUUCUUUUUUCACUGAAGUGCCCCUUUUAAUCAAAGGGGUUCUGUAUUGGAUGAUGUCCGGUCAGCUAAACAAUUGUUUGAUUUCUUUUUAUUUGAAUAAGGAGGAGUUCCAACUGAUUCAAGCCCCACUGAAUGAUCCUUCAAUGAUCUGGGAGCAUAUUUGGACUUUUGCGCAAAUUGGGGGACGCCCGGCUCUGUAUCAAUUUAGAGAGAAUGUUGACUAUGGUAGACAUCUUUUCUUUUACUUACUCGAUGAUGAUUCUUGGAGCAGUCAUUCGAUUCCAUUUCCCCCUGAAUUCGUCGACUUAGAUUAUUUGACUUCAAUUGGUAACCUCCCUACCGGCCAGACAUUGUUUAUCAAAGAGAAUUGUUUGAAUGAUCUUCUUGGGAGCUCUACGACUAUAUACUCUUAUGAUCAUCAAUCGAAGGAGUUUGGGAAGCUAUUUGUGGGCAAGAUAUGUCACCUUAAGCGUAAUAGUCGUGUGGCCAAAACUUAUCUGCGACGUACUAUAGUUACUUGUUUGCAGGAGGGUAGCAUUGCUCCAUUGGACGUCCAGUUGAAUGGAGGUUGA